AUGCUUAUCCCCAAGGCUGAUCGCAAGGCGAUCCACGAGUACCUCUUCCGUGAGGGUGUCAUGGUCGCCGCGAAGAAUUAUGAGACGACCCACGAGACCGGCAUCCGCAACCUCUAUGUCAUCAAGGCCUGCCAGUCCCUGACCUCUCGCGGCUACGUCAAGACCCAGUUCUCCUGGCAAUACUACUACUAUACCCUCACCCCUGAGGGUCUCGACUACCUCCGCGAGUGGCUGCACCUCCCCGCCGAGAUUGUUCCGGCUACCCACAUCAAGCAGCAGCGGUCGCACGCCCCUCCCCGUGGCAUGCUGGGCGAGGAGCGCGGUGAGCGGAGGUUUGGUGGCCGUGGCCGUGGUGACCGUGGUGACCGUGGUGACAGGGAGGGCGGCUACCGGCGCCGGGAUGCUGGUGAGGGCAAGGAGGGCGGUGCGCCGAGCGACUUUGCUCCUCAGUUCCGUGGCGGCUUCGGUCGUGGCCGUGGCGGCCGUGGUGAUGCCCCUCCCUCGUAA
Molecule: messenger RNA, 507 nt
Organism: Parathielavia appendiculata
Lineage: Eukaryota; Fungi; Ascomycota; Sordariomycetes; Sordariales; Chaetomiaceae
Exons: 4
Coding region: 1-507 (168 amino acids)
Cellular component (GO): cytosolic small ribosomal subunit
Molecular function (GO): RNA binding; structural constituent of ribosome
Source: RefSeq, a predicted model, not a curated record